GCCACCACGCAGCUCGAGCUUUCACUCACUACGGAUUUGUCGAGUUCUGCUGAUCUCAGUACGGUUUUGGUAUAUAUUUUUUUUCACUCCUGAACGAAUCUCCUCAGUUGUUUUCCUUGUUGCGCGCACAGUGCUGUUUUACGCGUGCAGUCUCCAGGUGCGCACACAGACUCUUCUCUGAACUUUUUUUUUUUUUUUUUUUUUUUUUUUUUUGCACAACCUACCUGAGUUGUGUCCCCCCCUCUCUGCACGCCUCCACUCCUCUCCACCAUGGAUUUGGUUUGGAUUGUGGGCUUGGUUGUGAGCGUCUGCUCCUGGUUUGCUUCAGCGGAGCGACACAGCGUCUACUGGAACAGCACGAACCCAAAGUUUCUGUGGGACGACUAUGCCGUGGAGGUGAAGCUCAACGACUACCUGGACAUCGUAUGCCCCCAUUAUCCUCAGGGUGAGGUGCCGUUGCUGGAUGCUGAGAGAUACGUGCUCUACAUGGUGGAACGCGAGGACUACGAAUCCUGCAAGCCCCAGUCGUACGAUCAGAUGCGCUGGGAGUGUGGCCACCCGUUCGCUCCUCACGCCCCCGAAAAGUUCUCUGAAAAGUUCCAGCGUUUUACUCCAUUUACUCUGGGAAAGGAGUUCCGCCAAGGAGAAAGCUACUAUUAUAUCUCCAAACCUUUGCACCACCAUGGAAAGGAGUGCCUCAGGCUCAGGGUGGACGUCGUAGCUGCUGAUGGCUCUCAAGAGGCCAGAGUCGCUAAAGGAGGCACAGGUGGGGCUGGAGUUGGAGCUGAGGGUGGGGUUCAUAACCCAUCCAACAGACUGCCUGCAGCAGAUGACCCAGUGGUAAUCCUGCCAGACAUCCAGAGGGUCACAGGGAAGAGCUCUACAGUGGCAGCUACAGCCUUCACAUUGCUAGUCCCAUUUUCAUUACUGCUAUUGUUGCACUGAGAGUACAUGAAAGGACUGCUGUUGGCAGACAUCUUUUUCAGGGACUACAAUGAAGACAGUCCGUGGGGAUGAAACCACUGACUCAAAAAGACAGAUUUCCAUGCCCAGUGCUGGCCACAGGGAGAGACUUUUGAAGCUUGUAAAGUACAGAGAGACUCUCUUGCACUACACGUGCCGAGUGACUCUGAGCGUUUGAGACAAAGUAUGUGUGCUUCGUCUUAUUUUUCAAAAGGUGACAGUAUGUUUUUUUUCUCGGAAAGACCCAGCUCUCCGUGAUUUGUAUUUUUUUUUUAGGGCUCUCUCCAAAAAACUUUUUGGAUGAUAAUCCCAGAAGAAAAUAUGAGGAAAUCGAAGAGGAACCUUAAGUGGCCGAAGAACAAUCAAGAGCAAAGACACCAACUCUGUUUGAAUUCAAUAGAUAUCCAUUAAGACGGAAUAAAUCCAUGUUCAAUGGAAAAGUAAUCUAUUACCUUUUGAGCCAAAGAUCAGUCAUCUCUCCAACUUGUACACUAAUCCACCCUUGCGUAUUGUGUACUAUUUGUUGUAUUGUUCUUGUAAUGGUAUUGAGUGGCAUUGAUGUCCCAAGUGAUUACUUUCUCUAAAUGUAGCAUUGACAGACACAGGGGCUGUUCUCAUGACUACCAUUCCUUUGCGAACUCGACCAUGUGCUUAUAUACUGUAGCACUAAUACUGCACAGUACAGAGACGCCUACACACACACACACACUGCACGGCACAGACACACCUACAUACGCUCCACACACACUGACAUCAGAUGACAUGCGGUAACACAUGAGAAACACUACAUUGAACUGUGUUACGUGUACAUUCUGUGAAGAUAAUUUAUGACAUUUGCAGCUGAGACGUUUUACUGUAUAUACCAUGUGUUCACGAAAAGAAAUGUUUACCGUUGGCUAUGGGGAGAGCCUCUUCUCUCUCUCUCUCUCUCCUGGUAGAGUUUGUACUUGUGUGAAAGGGAAAAUGUGUGCGUUGAUGUGAGAGUUGAAAAAAAAAAAGGGAGCGAGUGAUGAGACAAAAUGCAAAACACUGAGACGUUGUGUUCAUUGUAGAGAGGCUGGACUUCUCUGUUUGUUGGAUCUUGCCCCUGUAUUGGUUAAACAGUCUGACACGAAGAGCUGGGAUCAGAUCUUUAUUACUUAACGGACCCCCUCAUGGUGCUUUCCUUCAUGUGUUCAAUCUCAGUUGGGAAAUAAGUGUAUGCUAACAAAAGGGAAGUAAUCAGAUAUUUAGACUUUCACAAUAAAUUCUCACAGUUUUUUGGAUCUCAUUUUUAAGACGUUAUAAUAGUCACCUACUCACAACAGACACGGCAUCAAACUGAUUUGCCAAGCACACCUUCACCUGACAGGCUGGCUCGAUCAACAAAGCACAACCGUGUAUGACUACGAUUGAAGUCGGUCUUUUUUUAAUCUGAAUUCUUGUUACCUAAUUUUGUACAUGUGUAAGUAAGAGAAGUGUAUAUGUGUGUAUAUAUAUAAAUAUAUAUACAUAGAAGAUUAUAUAAAGACUUGUUUGAUAAAUAUGCUAAAUGUGAAGAUUUCAUGUGAAAUAAAAAGAUAUUUUUUGAAAACCA
Molecule: messenger RNA, 2539 nt
Organism: Larimichthys crocea (large yellow croaker)
Lineage: Eukaryota; Metazoa; Chordata; Actinopteri; Sciaenidae
Gene: efna1a
Product: ephrin-A1a
Exons: 5
Coding region: 271-945 (224 amino acids)
Biological process (GO): ephrin receptor signaling pathway; axon guidance
Cellular component (GO): plasma membrane
Molecular function (GO): ephrin receptor binding
Source: RefSeq, a predicted model, not a curated record